Molecule: messenger RNA, 6493 nt
Organism: Podospora pseudocomata
Lineage: Eukaryota; Fungi; Ascomycota; Sordariomycetes; Sordariales; Podosporaceae
Exons: 2
Coding region: 1-6057 (2018 amino acids)
Biological process (GO): proteolysis
Molecular function (GO): aspartic-type endopeptidase activity; protein binding
Source: RefSeq, a predicted model, not a curated record
AUGACCGUCAACGUCAUUUCCCUCAGAUCGCUCGACGCAGCCUGCAUCAAUAAUUUCACCGCAGACUUGACCACUGAUGAGCGCCGGUUAUUCGACACUUCGGUUGCCGCCAAGACAUUGAUAGAAGAGCUCAAGGCCAUUGGUGCUACCCACAAGCAGCAGUCAAAGUCACGCCGAGUUGGCGAAGCCCUGAUCCCCUUCAUCAAUGGCCUCGAAACCUACGGCGAUGGUCUCAGCAUCCUUGCCAAUGGCAGCGACAUUCUUUGCCCAUUAUGGGGCAGUCUCCGCAUCGUCCUAGACCUGGCCCGCGAGUUUGGCGAGUAUUUUGAGAAGUUGGCCCUGAUGUUGGAAAACAUUGGGACCAUUCUCAGCCGCCUCGAACGCUACCCGACAUUAUACCCAGAUAACGAGAAUAUCAAGGCGCCUAUGGUCGACAUUUACAUCGCCAUCUUCGAGUUCUGUGUCCGAGCCAAACAAAUCUUCCGCGUGGGCAAGGAAAAAUGCCAGGGCAUCAAGAGGUUGACGCAAGCGGUUGGCUUGGCCACUGCAUUGAGGGUUCUCUGGAAGCCAUUCAGUGUCGACUUUGACGGUAUCAAAGACCGCAUAUCCAAGAAUGUGGAGGCUGUCGAGUCCGAGGCUGGGUUGGCCGAGAAAGAGCUGGCUAGCAAGGAACGAACUUUGGCCGGCGAACGUUGGGCAAAGGCUGAACGAAGUCAGAGGUUGAUUGCAAACUACGUCGACGCAGAGAGCACAGCCAAAGUGCAUGAGUGGCUGGCCCCGGCCAAUGUCGCUACAAAUCACAAGGCGGCAACAAGUCUUCGUCAUGCAAGCUCUGGUACCUGGUUUCUGCACGGCCAUCAGUUUCAACGGUGGCUCAGAGAGGACAACAGCUUUCUGUGGCUGCACGCCAUUCCCGGAGCGGGCAAAACCAUCCUAUCAUCGAGCAUCAUCAACUACCUGCAAGAAAAGGUGCAGGACCAAAACACCGGGCUCGCUUACUUCUACUGCGAUUACAAAGACUCGCAGAAACAGGACCCAGCCAAGAUUCUCAGCACAAUCCUGGCCAUGUUGGCAAAACAGAACAGCGGAGUCUUCGAAACCCUCCAAGACUUCUUUCUUGAGCAGCUUAGACUGGCACCUACAUUUACGGCCGAGUUUGACGAGCUUCUUGCAGACUUUAACACUUUUAUGAGUGACCACUUCGAGACAGUCAUCAUUGUCAUCGAUGCCUUGGACGAGACCAGUCCUUCGUCAUGGGAGACUCUCACCGACGCAUUACGGAGCCUCCAUGAGCAGUGCCCCAGGUUGAAGAUUCUAGUAACAAGUCGGAACGAGCUCCCAAUUGCGCGGGCAUUUCAGGGCCUGCCAGCCACGUCCAUCGAGCAGUCUGAUGUCGCAGACGACAUUCAAAACUUUGUGGAGGGAGAAGUUGCAUCAAGGAUCAAGCAAAGGAAAUUGAAACUGAGGCAUCCAGAGUUGCAAAGCGUUAUUGUGGAGAGCCUGGUGACCGGAUCAAAAGGCAUGUUUCAAUGGGUGCGGUGCCAGAUCGAUGCCUUGUGCAAGUUGCGAAACGACAAAGCUAUCCGCUCUGCUCUGACCAACCUCCCGCGCACGCUGCAGGAAACAUACAUCCGGAUUCUUCAGCGUAUAGAAGACGAACACCCGGAGGAUGUGGAGAUUGUUCGGAAAAUACUUGCUUGGUUGGUACGCGGCAUCAGAAACCUCUCACUUGAGGAGCUGGCCGAAGCGAUCUCGAUUGAGCCAGACAAUGGAGAGGAGUCCAUGGAUUUUAAUGCCGUGGACACCGACCCCGAGGACAUGCUUGAGUUGUUGGGUGGCUUGGUCACUGUAUCACCAGACAGGUUUGUGUCCUUGGCACAUUUCUCGGUGAAGGAGUUUCUGGUAUCAGAAGACAUAUGCAAGACUAAACCUCUAUUCUGUGUUGCCAAGUACGAGACCGAGUCGACUUUGGCAUCUGUGUGCCUGACAUAUCUUUGCUACGACGAUUUCGCAAAGCCAUUAUCGCCUGACUCCGACCAGCUCCAGGGGUACAAGUUUUUGUCUUAUGCUGCCAGCGCCUGGGGUUUGCAUGCCAAGUACAGCGAGCAAGACGACGAACCGGACGAAGAUGUCUUGGAUCUGACGAUGCGAUUCUUCCACUUGACAAAUGGCUCACGCAGGAAUUUUGUGACCUGGGAACAGUACCAGCACCGUGCAAAAUCUGACAAAGCGCUCUCUGGCGUGUCAUCAAGGACACCGUUGGCCUAUGCGGCUUGGUAUGGUCUGGCCGGCGCGGCACAGCAACUUCUGGAGGCUGGGGUUGAAGCUGAACAAUUGCUUGGGCCAUUCAAAGCUGCGGUUUCUCGUGGACACGCUGGCGUUGUCAAGGUCAUUCUGAAGUUUGCAACGGCCUCGGUAGACGAGCUACAAGCGAACGGCCCGGUACCGCACCCAGCAGAAAAGAUGGCUGAGCUUGACCUUGGCGAAGCACUUUACGAUGCAGCAGCUAUGGGUCAUGCCGCUGUUGUCGAGGUUCUUCUGCAACAAAACAUCGACCUAGAUGCUAGACGACGAAAGGACCGGAGCCCACUUCAAGCAGCAGCCCUUGCAGGGCAUGCCGACGUCGUCCGCUUACUUCUCGACAAAGGAGCCAAGCACGCCAUCCCCUGUAAACGGUAUGGAACUCCACUGGCUGCCGCUGCUGAGAAGGGCCAUCGGAAGGUUGUUGAGGUUUUGUUACAAGCUGGUGCAAACCCAUGUGGACAGGGAGGCUUGUAUUCCUCGCCUCUCACAUCAGCCAUCGCUGGCAAGAACGUCCAGAUUGUUCAGCUGAUACUGGAGCAUCUUAAUGGUGUAAAGGUCAGCAGCCCAGCUCGCAGGAACACUGGACCCCUCGCCAUGGCUGCCUCCAACGGUAUGGAUGAGUGCAUCGAGAACUUGGUCGAGUUAGGCUACCCAGUCGAGGACUGCGGUGCUCUGUACCAAGCGUGCUGCGCAGGAAAUAUCAGUACUAUCAACCUGUUGCUGGGUCUUGGGGCAGAUGUUAAUGAAUGGUCGACCUGCAAAUAUGGCAGUGCCAUACACGUAGCCAGCUUCAGGGGGCAUCUGGGGGUUUUGCAGCGACUCAUCAGUGCUGGGGCGGACCUCAGCGUAACCCAUCCAGAGUACGGCAGCCCCCUCGAGCUGGCAGCGUAUGGUGGUCAUGUCGACUGCGUCAGAUUGCUUGCCAAAGCGGGUAUCGACAUCAACACUGGCGACAAUGAAGCCACGGCGGUUGUCCGUGCUGCGGCCAACGGCCACAACGCCGUGAUCGAGGCUCUCUACGAUCUCGGUCUAGAAAAGGGGGCCACAACAGAUGCGGGAAAUGCUCUUGUGACUGCAGCAUAUUUCGGACAUUCAGAUACGGUGGCCUUUCUCGCGGAACAAGGGGUGGAUCUGGCUCUGCUCGGUACAGUUCUUAACAAGCCCAUCUCGUGCACACCGCUGGAAGCUGCUGCCUCGAAUGGUAAAAUGCACGUGGUCAAGCAGUUGCUUCAACUGGGGGCGAGUCCAAGCGAAACCAACAACGGUCGAUACGGUGCUCCCCUCUCUGCUGCUCUCAAUGCCAAGUCCAUCUGUGAAGAUAUCGUCACGGCUCUAUUGGAUGCGGGAGCGGAUCCAAGCGUCGUGACCGACGAGGAAAGUGGAAGCCACGGGUUUCCACUCCUUUUCGCCGUGAAGCGUGACAGACUUAAUCUGGUCAAGAUUCUGGUGGAACGCGGGGCUGAUGUGAAUCUCAAAGCUGGCUUGCUCAUCACCGCUCUCCAGGCGGCGGUCGAGCUGGAGAGUGAUGCCAUCUUCAACUUCCUGCUUGAGGCUGGAGCAGAUGUCAAUCUUGCUAGCGAUUAUUCAGAUCUCACCGGGAGUAUUGACGAUGGGCUUGAUAAGGGGCCCAUCACAGCCCUGCAGUCUGCUGCUUGGCAUGGGAAGGAUGACCUAAUUACGAGGCUCGUCGGGGCUGGGGCUCAUCUUUCGGUGGAUUUGGGACAAGACACGCCAAAGCCUCCUUUCAAAUCGGCACUCCAGGUAGCAUCACUUCGUGGUCACUCCACCACCGUUGACCUACUCCUCAAACUAGGGAGCGACGCCAACGAAAAGGGUGGCAUUUUCACCACGGCCCUGAUGGCCGCGUGCUCCCAAGGUCAUCUUGAAGUGGUGCGAAGCCUCCUUGCGGCUGGGGCAACCACCGAAGUCAUCAAGGGUUCCUGGUACACCAGUCCGUUGCUGGCUGCGCUCCGCCAUGACGGAGUGGACGUGGAGCUUAUCAAACUUCUGGUUGAGCAUGGUGCAAAUGUCAAUGAAAGAGCCGGCGGUUGGGGUUACCCGCUUCCCUGCGCCGUGGGCUUCCAGUCUGAUGAUAAAGUGGCUCUGUACCUUAUUGAACAAGGUGCCGAUGUCAAUGCUGUGGGCGGAGUAUGGGGCACUGCUCUUCAGGUCGCCGCAUAUCACUACGACGACGAGAAGUUGGAAACCUUGCUUGACAAGGGCGCCGAUCCAAACAUACAAGGUGGGCAAUACGGCACUGCUUUGCAAGCAGCAUACAGCCGGGGCGCCUACGUCAUCAUCAGGAUCCUGUAUAGGCAUGGCGCUCGGAAUGAUCUCCUUGGGGGUAUGUUUGGGUGUGCUGGCGGCGCGGCAGUUGGAUAUCCCGGUAAGGAUGAUUCCUGGGGAUCCUGCUCGACGCUGCUCCAUCAGAUGAUCAACUACCACGACUUUGACGUCAACCUUGCCUAUGGACGCUUCGGCAAUGGACUGCAGCACUGUGUCUGGAUGGAGCGCGAAGAUGAGCAGUACUUUGUCGAGGCUGGAGCCGAAGUCAACAAAGUAGCUGGUCAUUAUGGCACCGCUCUCAACGCCGCGGCUGUCACCUAUCAGGAGGGCACAUUUGACUACCUGAUGGAGAAGGGUGCCGACGCAAAGCUGGGUAACGAACUGUACCCAAACGCGCUAUUCGCUGCCGUCGAGAGCAUCGAUAAGGGGCAAAAGAUCUUUGACAAGGUGAUGAAGCUGGGGGUUGAUCUGAACGAACCCGUUUCGACGGUCCGUGGUACCGCGCUCCAGGCCGCGGCGCUUCGGAAUUCGUGGUACGCUGUCAGGAAGCUGGUCAAGGCUGGGGCCGAGGUGAACCCGGGUCGCGCUUCUGGACGGUGGGGCACACCGCUGAUAGCGUCCGUGUCGCAAGGGGAGCCGGAGAGUUGGCGUCUCCUCCUCAGGAAGGGGGCAGACGUCUGCACCAAGGCAGGGCACUUAGGCACGGCUCUCCACGCGGCUAUUCUUCAUGGCAAGGUCGAGGCGGUGGAUCUACUUCUGGGGAGAGGUGCGGAUCCCAACGCCAGGGGGGGGAGAUACGGGACGCCGCUGCAGGCUGCUUGUGCGUCUAGGGCUUCGAAGUGGGUUAUUGCCAUGCUGCUUAACCGUGGGGCUAAGAUUGAUGCCACGGGGGGGAAAUACCACACUGCUUUGCAGGCGGCCUGUCAGACGGGGGAGCUAGAGACGGUGGAAAUGCUGGUGAGCAGAGGGGCGGAUGUGAACUUGAGGGGUGGGUGGUUUUUCAGUCCAUUGUAUGCUGCUGUUUUUGUAGGUCAUUGGGAGAUUGUGAGGUAUUUGCUCAGAAACGGAGCUACGUGGGAGGAGGUUGAUGUUCAGAGGAUGAAGGGGCACCAUGCGGGCUAUUGGGCUGAUUGGGUGAGGGAUAGUGUGGAGGAUGGGAAGAAGAAGGGUGCGGAGGAUGGGGAGGAGGAUGAGCAUGAGGAGGAGGAUGACGAGGCGGAGGAAGAGGAAGACGAGGAUUUCGUGGCGGAUAAUGUCGAGUCUAUACCUGAGUUUGAUCAGCCUUGGAAACGGAUGUCGAAGUGGGGGGUUGUUAAGAAUCGGAUUGCGUUGAAGGUUGGGCUUUUGGAGAAGGCGGUGGCCGAAGUUGAGGUUAAGGAGGGUUCGGGGUCAAGUGACGAGGAGGAAGUCAUCGAUCCGGUUUUUCAGGAGGAGUUGCUUUGGGUUGGUGAAGAUCUGUUGGAGUAGGAUCGAGUAAGUGGUGGGUCAUUGGAUAACGGAAUGGAAUUGGAUACGUUCCAUCUUGGUGGAUCUGAAACCGACCCUGAGAUUCGUAGGUUGACUGCGGAGAGUGCAGUCGCGGGGAAGGAUUCGCUAUGUCGAAGAUCACAUCGAACGAACCAGGGGGAAAGCGGGGGGCAACUGGUAGUUUUGUUGACCUUUUUCACGAGUUGGAAAGGAGUCGAAGAACCUAAGACAGGCUGAUGAUCAGGAGGAAGUUUGUAGCCUGCCAAACCACAAGUGAAAUUCAAGCAAGAACAUGAGUUCUCCCAUGUGGUGUAAUUGGCAGCGCGUAGGUUGCUCGCACUCAGCGUAUCCCUCAUAUCCAUGUAGAGAUCUUAUUGGUUCUUACUAGUGCCUGCAACUAAUGAGGUCCUCAGUUCGAGGCGUGGUCAUGUUCUUC